Molecule: messenger RNA, 5541 nt
Organism: Exaiptasia diaphana
Lineage: Eukaryota; Metazoa; Cnidaria; Anthozoa; Actiniaria; Aiptasiidae
Exons: 43
Coding region: 314-5143 (1609 amino acids)
Molecular function (GO): protein binding
Source: RefSeq, a predicted model, not a curated record
GCUUGCUUUCAGAAGUCUCUAAAUAGCCMGAGAGGAUCGUUAAGAGCUGAGAAGGGCUUGAAUUUUGCAACAAAAGUUCCACCAAAUCCGCCAUUUUGUUUACCACGUGUUGUUGAUAGAGACUGAGAACUAGUUUUCAGACCCUUGCAUGUGCUACUAGCAACGCCUGAUGGUAUUUGCUGCCGACAUUAUUUUGAAGAGGAAGUGAAGAUUGAAUGAAGUCUUAAAGUUGCGUUAAACUCCAUUCUUAUUAGCAGCAAGAUGUAMUUUGCUMUUCCUAUUAUGCUAAGGCAAUGUUGUUKAUGUUUUGGACAUGAGUAAAGGGUUUUCUAGCUCCAAUCAGAGAGGUAGGGGGCGUGCUGCCUCUCCUACUGUUAGCAAGUUCAGCUACGAUCUUUUUGAGCUCGCUCAUAUUCUGAGAGUUCGUCCAAGGGCAACUCUACAAGCACAGGAGCAGUCCGGAAACACUUCGAGGUCCUGUCUUCCUCCUGCCCAUCUACCAUUUAUCCAAACAGCAUCAUGGUACAAAGAUGACUAUGGUUGCCUACUAGUUCUACUCUGUAGCAAUGGUGCUCUUCUGUUAUGGAGUACCAGCAAGGAUAAAUCUCCAGUUACCAAGCAGAUAUCAUGGUUUCAGAAUCCCAAGAGAGCUAUCAAAGCACUGUCUUUAGAUCCCAGUGGCUGUUGGUUGGUAUGUGCAUGUAUGGACACAAACCUUUAUAUCGUACCAAUACAGGGUAUAAUUAAGACAGAAGGGAGAAAAUUACCUACUAAUAGACMAUGGAAGGAUGAUGACAUCACAAAAGUUGCUUCACAGAACACAAGAAGUCAGCCUGGYAGUGUUGCRUGGUGGCAUACMGAGGAUGAUUWCCAGAUGUGUAUAGUUGGUACAGAGUURGGGGAGGUGAUGCUUGUAGACCUGUGYACUGGRGCWUCAAUUAUGGCUGUUGAUCUGAAAGAAAGUGUCACUACUUUGGAAUUGCUACAGGACAAGCAACACCAAAUUACUUCUGUUAUGAUUGGAACAACAUCAGGGGAGACAUGGCAGUUGAUACUUGAAAGCAAAUCCAUAUCCCAAAGAAAGCUGUCCCUUGACAGAAUGAACAGCCCUUCAGUUGCGUCUGGAAUGGGAUAUGAGAUGGUUGGCUUAAUGGGGAUUCCCCUAGAGAGCUUUCAAGGCAUUAAAGAAUGGCAAGACAGACUUGUACCAAUGCCGAUUAAGAGCCCCAUGGGUGAAGUGUUAUUCUCYGUUCAACAUGCAAGAAAGCAGGUUUUUAUUGGYGCRCAUAACCAAAGAACUGAUAUUUUACAGGUAUAUGACACAGAUAUCGACCAUCUCCCUAUGUUUAUCUACCAACUUCCUACAGGAACAUCGGAAUUUCUUCUCACAGACAGACUUCUCUUCACAGUGGUCCAUGCAGAUCAGGCAAAGACAUCCCUUUGUAUUCUAUCAAGUCAACUUGCAGAAACAUCGCAGUCAAUCCCAAGAUCACCUAAGAAUAGAUCAGACUCCAGUAUAAUACAAACCUUCACAUUGCCGCCAGAUGAGCAGGUCGUUGGUCUAUUCAAGGAGACAAAGAUCAUGGAGGGACUACAAAAGCCAAACUCAGAGGGGGAAGGGUCAGGAGGCCAUCUGCCUAGUCGAAUGUAUAGUGUUGAUGGCUGCAUCCUUGUCACAACCAGUGCUAUAUAUGAAUGCCGACCAAGUAUUUCUCCGGAAAAGCUUUUCCUUGAUCUAGCCAUCAACAACACAGACAACAUUGCAGCUGAUAUGCUCGCUAUCACUACCGGUCUUGAUGUAAAUACUUUAUAUGAGAUGGCUGCUGAAGAGGCUCUUGAUAAAGAAAAGUACGAACAUGCAAUGAAGCUGUAUCAGCUAUCUAAGUGUCCUUUCAGCAAAAGAGUUGCACAGUUUGCUAAACACAACAGAGUUGGCGACAUUCUUACCUACUUACGACAGGCUUUGAGCAAGCACAGUGACUUUCAUACUGCUGAAAGAAAGCAGCUGUCAAAUUUUGCUCUUUACUGCUUUGUACAGCAGAUUCUAGAGCACAGCGGACAAGCAAGGAAGCAAAGGAUGUUGAGUGAAGCCUUUAGUCAAUUCAUCAAUGACAAUUUUGACUAUGACCAGUACUGUGCUYUAAAAUUACUGGCAUCUCAUGGACUCAAAGAACACUUGUUUGAUGUGGCAAAGGCACGUGGUUUGAUGGCUGAAGCACUGGAUGUACUUUAUCAAACYGGACAAUUUCACUUGUCUACUGAGCUAUUGAAUAAACUUGCAGCUCGAGGGUUCACUGACAUUGUUAGUAAAGCAUCAAAAGGAGCUUUUCUGUACACUAUGGGACCAAAUGAAGCAGUGAAUUUCCUUCUUACAAAGCCAGAAACUAUUUUAUCACACCUGAAGUUCUUGUUGAGUCAGCUGAUGUCAUUAGAAGAAGAGAGUUUGAUACACAUUGCCAAAGUGUUGGAUCCGUCCCGUCCWUCUUUCAGGUCAUUGUUGUCAAAGAUAAAGACAACUUCCAAAUCAAGGUCAGUAUCAAUAAGCUCAAUGGCAUCCCUCUUGUCYUUGGAAAGCACAGCAAGUUUCACCAUGGAGGAGAUGAAACAACCCAGCAUUKCUGAUCUUCUUCAUCUUUUUCUGUGUUGUCUUCUUGUCUUGAAUCAUCGCCGAGAGAAACAACAAGACCCUUUAGCUAGAAUUUCAAACAUCAAGAUUGUAUGUGGUCAACCAACAUCUCCUACAAGAUCUGACAGUAGAAAAAGGGAAGGCACUAUAGAUACCUUGUGCCAGCGCACCAAGCUUUCUUGUGGUCAGCAGCAUACUGCAGUCAUAAGUACAUCUGGUGAUGUUUACACRUGGGGAAAAUCUCACAAAGGAAGGCUUGGACAUGGUGACUUGAUUGAAGAAGAGGGAAAAUCAACACCUUUUCGUGUAGAAAUUCUCCACAUGCACAGGAUCAAAGUUCUAUCUGUUGCAUGUGGAAUUGAACACACUCUAGCAUUGUGUAGAGAUGGUGUUUAUGCCUGGGGAUCAUCUGAAUAUGGCCAGCUUGGCCAGGGUGACACCAAACAACAUACCCGUCCAGUAUUCAUCACUGAACUUUCAGAUAAAUCCUGYAUCGCWGUUGCAUGUGGACAUUAYCAUUCMSUUGCACUAUCAGCAGACCAAAGGGUGUGGUCUUGGGGCUGGGGUGUCCAUGGACAACUAGGAAUGGGAAGUAUAGAAGAUAUGUUAYUGCCAAGUCAUGUGACGAGUCUGGAUCAUUUGGAAGUGACCCARAUGGCUGCUGGGUAUUCUCAUACUGUYGUUCUUACAACUGAGGGACAAGCUUAUACAUUUGGAGGAGGACUGUAUGGUCAACUUGGGCUGGGAACAAACACAAAGCAAACUYUGCCAAGACUUGUUGAGUCGUUAAAGGAAAAACACAUCUCAAUGAUCUGCUGCGGAUCCUUUGAAACUGUUGCAGUGACAUCAGACCAGAAAGUCUAUAACUGGGGAAGAAACCCUCAUUAUGUKCGGCUUCAUAUGAAACCAGAAAUUCGCACCAAGAAAUUGAUUGGCUCUUCAUCAUCAGGUGCUCUGUCACACAGACUUGUACCCACACUGAUGAAUUGUACCUUUGGAUCUAGGAUUGCAGAAAUUCAUUGUGGCAAUCUGCAUUAUCUGGUAGUGAYGGAAUCAGGUGAAGUGUUUUCAUGGGGCUUCAAUGACCAUGGUCAACUUGGUUAUGGUAAUAAAAAAGAGGAACAGUCUCCAUCAAAACCCAUUCCAGGACUUAAAGACAAGUAUAUCAAAACAGCAAGUGUUGGAGCUGAGUUUUCUGUUGCCAUGGAUGCAUCAGGACAAGUGUUUGUUUGGGGAAGAGCUGACUCUGGUCAGCUUGGUCUAGAUGCAAGUUUGAUUGGUUCUACAAAAGAAAUCUCAAAUCCUGUUGCUCUCACAAAUUUACCGCUUCUUAACAGUGAGGAAAGUGCUAGUCUUUCUGAGUCUGUCAGCUCAUCUGAACCAAUGCCAGACAUAGACUGGAAACUCCCAGAUUUGUCACAAGUUGGUUCAARAGGGAUGAUUUAUGGCAGAGAAGCUUUGACACUUGCACUAAACUCACUUUAUCUUAACUACUCAAACAACUUGGUAUUGAGACAUUCUCAAGAUAUUGCUCUUGGAAUUAGACUUAAGUUUCUCAGUCAAUGCUACAAUGAAGCAGAUGGUGGGAUUAAGGAAGACAUUUUCCUAGAGUUUGCCAUCGCCAUUAUCAGCCACAGUUUAGGAAUCAUYGAAGAAAAAGAUCCAGACUUAUAUGGAUACGAUGAACAAGUAAAACAUAUUUUACAAGAGAUUCUAAAGUUUUGGUCAAUGCACAAGCUUCCUCAACAAGAUCUAGAAAACAUUUUGAGUGUACACUUAGAGAAAAUUGCUUACCCAUUGAGUCUUCUCAUCAUAAGAAACUCUGUGUUUGAUCAACAAGAACAAUCUGCAUCUAGUCCUGUACACAAUGAAUUUCAAGAGUUGUCAUUCAGUGGGGAAUUUUUAACUUGUGUUGUGCAACUUGUGUCUAACAGUAUCAACUCUGGUAGCAUCUUUGAGGAAUACAAUGGGGACUUGUCUGCACUGUUAUCUGAAUCAGAAAUGCUGCAAAAUGAAGCUAAUAAAGUAGAAUUUACAUUUGGAAGUACAGAAGAUGAAAACUCGGUGACGUCUAGCCAGUUACUUCAAGGAAUCAUGGAAAACUUACAAAAAGACUUAGAAAAAUGCACAAGCAUUUCACUUUCCACUACAACUGCAGCAACAAUUGCUGCUGCCGCAGUUUCACAGCARAGAGAAGUACAGCGAGGCAGACUUAAAGGGUUAGACAAUAACUAUGGACCAGAUGUGGUUGUUUUUACUUGUAAUCACCAAUUUCCUAGAGUAUAUUUCAUGGAAAAUAUUUUACCUGAGUUUCAGCAGCGUAUGUCUGAGCUGCUCAUUCCACUAGUUAARACAACAAAGGCUCUGGUCACACACUACAAGAAGUCUGAGUCAAACCUGCUUGCUGCAUGUCCUGUGUGUGUAUAUAAUUCMCUAAGAUCUGAACAAUUAGAGAAAGCUUCUGACAAUGAUAUAAUUAUAACAAAUGGAAUUAAAUCAAAACCCUGGGAUGUAUAACAAAUUGAGAAUUAUCAGAAAAAUAAUUAUUAACAGAUUAUUAGGAAAAGGUUGCCUCUGAGCUCAUAGUUCAUGAGCAGCCAAACCCUCAAGGUAGGCUGGAAACUUUCAAAACCAGGUGCCUAGAGAUUUUGUAAGUGAAACGUUCUUAACUAUUUUUAUUGGCCCUAAAGGCUAGCGUAUCAAAUGUAGACAAAACCUUAGUUUUAGUUAUUUUUUCCUGUAUUUCUUCCUGAUAAUUUUAGUACGAUAUCCCAAGGCAAGAGUUGGUUUUCAUUAUGCCAAAAUUUCAGUAGAAAAAAAAAUAUUGAAUUUUUUCAAAGAUUAACAUAUUUCUAUACUCAGAUCUUUCAAAGUUUCUAGAGAAAGAGUAAAUAAUCAAAGAUWACUAUUUUAUA